CAACAUGAAGGCCUCACUGCGACGGUGUUCUGAUCCGCUACGAUGUCAACACCUAUGGGAUGACAUCACUACCAUCCGCAACCAUAAACAGUUACCAUCAUUUGACAGAACCGCGAUACAUGAGUCGGAUGCACAAUAUGGAAUCUGAUGAAGUCGAAAAACAUCUUGAAGAAUGUGCUAGCGACAACCUAAUUGCUGUGACACGUAAGGUGGGGCAGAAAGGAUCCAAAGUUGGCGUUGAACAAGAAGGAUUCAGACUACCAACACCACCAGAAGAGCCUGACCGUCACGAUUGGUAUUGCUUUGAAUGUCAUAAAGGUGGGGAGGUUGUCUGCUGUUCCAAGUGUUACCGAGUGUUCCACGAGAUGUGCAUCAAUGUAGAGGACCAUCCUUAUGACAAUGAGCCAUUUGUUUGUGUAGUAUGCAAGAAACGUUUAUAUCAACGUAGUGUCAAAAGUCGCAUCAAUAGAGAAGACCUUAAUAUGCUUUUAGCAUUUACAGUUGAACGGCUAAAGGAAAGAGUAAGUAUGUUUUACUAGUUAUAUAGUAUAGUAUACAUCAUACAGCCU
Molecule: messenger RNA, 569 nt
Organism: Homarus americanus (American lobster)
Lineage: Eukaryota; Metazoa; Arthropoda; Malacostraca; Decapoda; Nephropidae
Product: zinc finger MYND domain-containing protein 11-like
Exons: 4
Coding region: 60-539 (159 amino acids)
Biological process (GO): regulation of transcription elongation by RNA polymerase II
Molecular function (GO): transcription corepressor activity
Source: RefSeq, a predicted model, not a curated record